AUGACCACGGACACCUCGGCCACCGAGGAGACCAAGGAUACCAAGGCGUCCAAGGUCCCUGGGCCGCUGGAUAAGGAGACGGGCAAGCGUAAGAAGAAGCUGGAUCUUCCCGUCCAGACGGGGCCUCGUCGCUUGACUCCGAAAAAAAUGGUUACCGACAUCAACACCAAGGCCGAGGUUUCCGUGGAACAACAGGAACAGGAGGAGGAUGAGAUCGAGUGGAUCUGGGGGUGUGCAGUGGAAAAGCCAGCGGAGCAAGAUGUUACUCAAGAAGAGCGCGAUUCGACGAGUUCUGGUCAUGUCAUCAAAGAACUUAGAGUCCUUGAAGUCGCCCUCUUUCAACCCACUUGCUCAAGACACAAGAAAAACAAGAGAAAACCAACCAAGCUGGCUUGCCGGAAAGUCAAGACAACUUCUAGCGCACAAUACAACGGAGAAUCGAAAACAACGUCGACAAACACCGAGGAUCACAUGCAGGACAGGAAAAGAAGUGACCAUGCUGUCGGCGACAGUAACAACGAGGGAAACAAAGAUGGUCACAAGGAACAGGGCCGAUUCAAUGGCGAGUGUUAUGACAAGGUCAAGGAGCAAGAACCGAAAAACACGCUGGUGAAGGAAGACGAACAGAGGGUGACGGAGGAGGAGCGAAAGAAGAAGCUGAGAAAGCGUCUGCAGAAAGACCUGGAGAAGGGACUGAGAAUGCAAAAGAACUUGCACAUGAAGCUGCACAGCCAACUGGGGUCACAGAAGGAUUUGGAGCUGAUGAAAGCCAUAUUGACGGAGUUGGAGAAGGGACAGAAAUUGCAGAUGAUGGUGGAGAACGAACUGAGACUGAAGAAGAUGCAGGGAAAGGGUCUAGAUAAGUCGGACUUGCCUAGCGCCAAAGUCUAUACUGAGGACGCUGUGGCAACACGGGUCCUGCCACUGUUGGCUGAUCUUCAAGUACUCGCAGCAUGA
Molecule: messenger RNA, 957 nt
Organism: Linnemannia hyalina
Lineage: Eukaryota; Fungi; Mortierellomycota; Mortierellomycetes; Mortierellales; Mortierellaceae
Source: the annotation of a GenBank genome assembly